Messenger RNA from Paramecium octaurelia, 1608 nucleotides. The record is from the annotation of a GenBank genome assembly. NCBI's taxonomy places the organism in Eukaryota, Ciliophora, Oligohymenophorea, Peniculida, Parameciidae.
AUGAUAUUAAAUGAAUUGAUAAAAAAAAAGUAUUGGUACAUUAAUAAGAAUUGGAGAAUUCGACAUCAAAUACUUACAAUAUAGAUAGCCAGUUUAAUUUUGGUUUUUGCUUUAUUGACAGCAAUCAUAAUUGGUGGCCAAAUUUUGGUUCAAAAAAGCAUUUAAGAAUCUGCCGAUGUAAUAUUUAUAAGAUAAACACAAGCAGAAUUAAAUAGUGUAUGGAUGUACAAGCAUAACAUCCAAACGCUUUUGAAUUCUGGCAGCAACCAGAUAUCGCUGAUCAAUAAGUUUAAUCAAUACUUUUAAUCAAAUUCAUUUAAUAUUGUUGAUCCAGUAUAAUGUUUGAAUAAAGAAAACACAAAUGACACCUACUGUUACAGUUCUUCAUUCUGUUUCGGAAUAUUCAAUGCAACCUGUACUUAAAGAGACAUCGAAGAAUUACAAAUAGUUUAUAAAAUAACAUCAAUUCUCACUCAAUUUAGAAACUCAAUAGAUAACACUCAAGCUUUAUAUUUCAGUCAUGCCAAUAACGCGUAAUUCUAUACUCUGAGUUAAGGUUUUUAUUUUAAACCUGGAUUUAAACCGCACUCAAGACCAUGGUAUACAUUUCAUAGAAAUUAAACGACCAACACCACUAACUUAAGUUAACUCAUUUAUGGCAAUCCCUAUUAAAUUUUCCUUUCUGGAGGUGGGAUUCGGAUUGCUAUGACCUCGAAUUUGAUAAGUCUCAAUGAAGAAAUAGAAGGAGUGAUUGCUAAAGAUAUUGACUUUAAUUAGACCUAAGCUUUUAAAUAUCAGGAUGACUCAACCACAGUCACGAUUAUUAAUUUGAAAGGGUAGGUCAUUUAUAGCAAGCUUUAUGAUAAUCCAAAUUAAACUAUAUUUUCAAUAGCUGAUUAAAAUUAUUCUGGUUUCAAUUAAACAGAUUUUGAAUAAAUAGUAAACUAUCACAAUAAAUUAAAUUAUUCAAGCAGUUGCAGCAACAUCCAAGAAUACAAUAAUGUUCUCUGUAGAUAUAAUACUAAAUUAAAUGAUUCUAGCAUCAUUCAAACUGCAACUAUCAAUGGAACCCCAUAUAUUCUAUUACUUGUUAAAAACACUAAUUAUUUGAAACUACUUUAAAACAUUUAAUUAUCCCUCAUAGUUGACGAGUACAAUAACAUCAUUCAAUAGCAACUCAUCAUAUUCCUUAGCAUAACUCUAUUAAUCAUAUUCCUAACUUAUAUGGUUUCAUUCCUAUUAUUAAAUCAACUGAACAUCUUGAUUAUGCAAACUAAUGCUCAUCUAUUUAAUAAACAAGUUUAAUCUUUCAAAAAUGGAGUUUUUAGAAAUAAAUAUUAUUUUCAAUCAACCGAGGUAUCAAACUUAUUAUUGAGUGUGAUCGGUCUCAUGCAUAAUAUAAAUUCGAAUAAAAAAAAUGAAGAAUGUUUGAAUGAAGAAUAAAAGUAGUUUCCAUAAACUGUUAAAAUGAACGAAAUGGUUAGACUUAUCAUAAAAAGUUAAAUUGCUAAACUGUAGUAUAGAUAAGUAUAAAAUCAAAUUAGUAUUGAUAAAUCAGAUUUGAAGAUAUUAAUAAAUUACUUUAGACAACCUGAAAGUUUCACAUGA